Rana temporaria (common frog) is the source of this 2469-nucleotide messenger RNA. It is a transcript of the gene ACSL5, whose product is annotated as acyl-CoA synthetase long chain family member 5. The record is from RefSeq and is a predicted model, not a curated record. Bases 135 to 2186 code for a protein of 683 amino acids. Gene Ontology annotation, cellular component: membrane; endoplasmic reticulum; mitochondrion. Gene Ontology annotation, molecular function: arachidonate-CoA ligase activity. The transcript is spliced from 21 exons. Gene Ontology annotation, biological process: long-chain fatty acid metabolic process. Lineage: Eukaryota; Metazoa; Chordata; Amphibia; Anura; Ranidae.
UUAUUACAGACGUCCCUGGGACGGUUGUAGUACAGUCUCUCGUUUGGACUUGUCGAGGAUAUAACCCGGUCCUCAGAUUCCUGGAUGACAGGUGACAACUAGUAACAAGACAGAGAGAUCGGUCACUUGUGGAAAUGUGCUGCUGCCUCGGUUUCCUGUUCACGCCGCUCCCCACGUCAAUUAUCGUUGCACUCAUCACAGUUGGGAUAUCAGCGUUCAUCUAUGUGCUCACCAAACCUAAACCCGUCUACCCCCCUAUAGACCUCAACAAGCAGUCCAUCGGAACAGAGGGUGGAGCUCGGAGAUGUGCGCUUCUGAAAGAUGACACCCUGAUGACACAUUACUACGAAGAUUCUAAAACGCUAUAUGAAGUGUUCCUGAGAGGUCAGCGGGUGUCAGGGAAUGGAGACUGCUUGGGAUCCCGUAGGCCGAACAAGCCCUAUACAUGGAUCACCUACAAACAGGUCGUUGACAGAGCGGAAUUUUUUGGCUCAGGCCUAUUGUACAAGGGAUGUAAAGCUUCCCCAGAACAAUUAAUUGGGGUGUUUUCUCAGAAUCGACCAGAGGUGGUGAUUGCUGAGCUGGCUUGUUAUUCCUACUCCAUGGCUGUGGUACCUCUCUAUGACACGCUAGGAUCGGAAGCCAUUGUGUUCAUUGUUAACAGAGCGGAACUGUCAGUGGUGAUCUGCGACAAACUGGACAAGGCCCAGAUCAUUCUGAACAACUGUGAAAAAGGACUAACCCCUGUGCUGAAAAUCGUCAUCCUGAUGGAGGAGUUUGGAGAUGACUUGAAGGAGAGGGGCGCCAAGUGUGGAGUGGAGGUUCUUCUUAUGAAAGACGUGGAGUACCUGGGAAAAGAGAACUUCAAGAAAAUUGUGCCGCCAAAACCAGAUGACCUGUGCCUAAUUUGCUUUACAAGCGGGACAACAGGUGACCCAAAAGGUGCCAUGCUGACUCACAGAAACGUUGUAGCUGAUGCUUCCAGUUUUAUAAAGAAUGUGGAGAGCACCUUUGCUCCAACGACCUCUGAUGUUGAAAUCUCUUAUCUGCCCAUGGCCCACAUGUUCGAGAGGGUGGUUCAGACAGUGAUCUUCUGCUCUGGAGCCAAAGUAGGAUUUUUCCAAGGGGACAUCCGUCUACUAACAGAUGAUAUGAAAGUUCUGAAGCCGACAGUGUUUCCCACUGUGCCAAGACUACUCAACCGUGUCUAUGACAAGAUACAAAGUGGAGCUCAGACACCAUUCAAGAAACGCCUGCUGGAGUUUGCUGUGGCGUGCAAGUUUGCUGAGACGAAGAAGGGCAUUAUCCGGAGAGACAGCAUCUGGGACAAACUGAUAUUCAAGAAGGUCCAGGAUACUAUGGGUGGACGUGUCCGAAUCAUGGUGACAGGUGCUGCCCCGAUAUCAGAGAAUGUUUUGUCCUUCCUAAGAGCCUCUCUGGGAUGUCAGAUAUUUGAAGCCUACGGACAGACAGAGUGCGGAGCGGGAUGUUCAUUGACUACACCGGGAGACUGGACAACUGGUCAUGUUGGGGCUCCUCUUCCAUGUAAUUUUCUGAAACUGGUGGAUGUAGCAGAUAUGAAUUAUUUCUACUCUAAUGGGGAAGGAGAGGUCUGUAUCAAAGGCCCCAACGUGUUUCAAGGUUAUCUGAAAGACCCAGAGAAGACAGCGGAGGCAGUCGAUGCGGAUGGUUGGUUGCACACAGGAGAUAUCGGCAAAUGGCUUCCCAAUGGGACCCUGAAGAUCAUCGACAGGAAGAAGAAUAUCUUUAAAUUGGCGCAGGGCGAGUACAUCGCUCCGGAGAAGAUAGAGAACGUAUAUAUCAGAAGCGGGCCCGUGGCUCAGGUGUUUGUACACGGUGAAAGUCUGCGGUCCUGUCUGGUGGGGGUUGUGAUUCCCGAUCCUGAGGUCUUGCCGGACUUUGCGACAAAGCUUGGCGCUCGUGGUUCGUUUGAGGAGCUUUGUAAAAACUCGACGGUGAAGAAAGCUAUACUGGAGGACUUGGUGAAGACAGGAAAACAGGCCGGACUGAAGUCUUUUGAGCAGGUGAAGGACAUUUAUGUGCACCAAGAGAUGAUGAGCGUUGAGAACGGUUUGCUGACCCCGACAUUGAAGGCCAAGAGAGCGGAGGUGGCAAAGCAUUUCAGAAGCCAGAUCGAUGAGAUGUACUCCAAGAUCCAGGAAUAAUGUGAACUGAUCUGGCACAAUACAUGCACUGGUACUUGGCACAACCACUGCCAUGCUGGAGGUGCCCCGGAAGGCAGAUUUGUCUUGUAAUAGCCAGGAUUGUUUUUAUUUCAGCUUCCAGCAAGUAUUGGGACAUCAAACAAACAUCGGGAUUCUAUGAAAGCCUUCCAGUGACUUUACAAAUGUGUAUCUAUGUAUACGCUGUACAGUAAUUCUGCUAAGUAUGUGGAAUCAUUUCAUUGUUAUUUUUUUAAGAAUUAAAGGUUUUCUCUCUGUCCUAGGA